CCUUUUCCUUUAAAGCAGCUUAUGACGUUUUCUCAAGCCCUACAACGUCAGAUGAGCCUGAAAUAUCAGAGCCCCACACAGCAACAACGGAUCCAUUUCUGGAUUCUGUCCCACCUAAAACUUCUAGAACUCUUGAACAGCCAAGGGCAACACUGGCUCCAAGUGAAACGCCAUUUAUUCCUCAAAAACUGGAAAUCAUUACCAGUCCUGAAAUGCAACCUACAACACCUGCUCCCCUGCAAACUACACCUAAACGACGCCUCAGGCCCAAACCACCAAGAACCAAGCCUGAAAGAACCAAAAGUCCUGGAACAACUACUUCUAAACUUUCAAUGAGCCCUGAACCUACAUGGACCACACUGGCUCCCAGUAAAACACAAUUUAUUUCUUUGAAACCCAAAAUCCCUCUGAGCCCAGAAGUGACACACGUCAAACCUGCCCCAGAACCUCUGACUCCAACACCAUCACAGUCAACAAUAGCCUUAGAACCUGGAACACUGGAAACCAAACCUUCAACAACAACAUUAGCUCCACCAAAGACCAAAAGACCAGGUCGUCGCCCCCGCCCCAAAACCACACGUAGCCCAGAUGUGCCCAAGUCCAAACCUGCUCUGCAACCUGCUACGGUACAACCGGAGCUCUGGGUGCCCACAGUCGAUUCAAAACCACCAAAGCAAUUACUUCCUAAACCCCAAACCACAGCAAAACCAGAUAUGCCAUCAACUAAAUCCG
This is a messenger RNA of Myotis lucifugus (little brown bat), 732 nucleotides long. RefSeq names its product target of Nesh-SH3-like. Lineage: Eukaryota; Metazoa; Chordata; Mammalia; Chiroptera; Vespertilionidae. The record is from RefSeq and is a predicted model, not a curated record. The transcript is spliced from 11 exons. The annotation marks the transcript as partial.